CACCCUGUUGCUAAUAACUUCUAUGAUCGAGAAAUGAACAUUAUCGAAAUCCUGCUGGAGGUGUUCAUCAUCGUAACUGCCGUGGUGUCGCUGAUGUCAAACUUGUCAGUGGUGCUAUGCUUCAUCCAGAGCGCCGAGAUCCGUUCCCAAGUGCCCGGGAUAUUCGUCCUGAACCUCUCCUUCUCCAACAUCCUCCUGGCCGUGGUGAACAUGCCCGCCACGUUUCUCGGGGUGGCCAGGAACGCCAGACCCUUCGGGGACCUGUUCUGCCGGGCCGUGGGUUUCGCGGAGACUUUCCUCACCGCCAACGCCAUGCUGAGCAUGGCCGCGCUGAGCGUGGACAGGUGGGUAGCGGUGGUGUUCCCGCUGAGCUACUCCAGCAAGAUGCGCUUCAGACACGCUUUUCUGACCCUCGUCUACUCCUGGUCGCACGCCCUCGCCUUCUCUCUGGCCGGGCUGCUGCUGGGGUGGGGGGGCUACAGCAACACGUACGCCUCCUGUACCGUUCACGCGGACGGAGGACGCGCGAAGUUGGCGGACUUCGCGGCGUUCACCGCGCUGUUUCAUGCCACCAGCUUCGCGCUCUGCCUCCUCGUCUUGUGCCUGGCGUACUAUAAAGUUCUGCGGGUGGCCAGGUUUCACUGCAAGAGGAUAGACGUCAUCACCGUGCAGACGCUGCUGCUGCUGGUCGACAUCCACCCGAGUGUGAAAGAGAGGUGCUUGGCGGAGCAGAGGAAGAGGAGGCAGCGAGCAACUACAAAAAUCGGCAUCUUCAUCGGCUCCUUCGUACUCUGCUUCGCGCCCUAUGUCAUAACAAGGAUGGUGGAGCUGCUGCCGCACGUGCGCAUCCAUCGUUACUGGGGCAUCGCCACCAAAUGUAUGUGCUAUGCCAAAGCCGCCAGCGACCCGUUCGUCUACUCUCUGCUACGGCAGCAGUACCGGAAGGUCCUCGUCACUGUCACCAACCAGAUCCUGGGAAGGGAUCGGUACUCACUGACCGGCCACAAAAUGAGCAGGAAGUUUGACACAAUAGACGGCAACUGUAUUCACAGAAUAGCGUGAGCUACACUGUGGCAAAGGUGCAGGUUUUGGAGUAUUGGGUGAACCUAAUGUUGCAAGAGCGCAACGGACUGGGAUGUCGUGCGCCAACUGAUUUCUGUAAAGACAUCGUUACUGACGGUGGUGGACUUAAUCAUGAGUUGGCACGCUGGGACAAAG
Lampris incognitus (smalleye Pacific opah) is the source of this 1218-nucleotide messenger RNA. RefSeq names its product G-protein coupled receptor 26-like. Gene Ontology annotation, biological process: adenylate cyclase-activating G protein-coupled receptor signaling pathway. Bases 34 to 1062 code for a protein of 342 amino acids. Gene Ontology annotation, molecular function: G protein-coupled receptor activity. Gene Ontology annotation, cellular component: membrane. The record is from RefSeq and is a predicted model, not a curated record. NCBI's taxonomy places the organism in Eukaryota, Metazoa, Chordata, Actinopteri, Lampriformes, Lampridae. The transcript is spliced from 3 exons.